This is a messenger RNA of Sphaerodactylus townsendi, 7991 nucleotides long. RefSeq names its product valosin containing protein interacting protein 1 (gene VCPIP1). The transcript has 3 exons. NCBI's taxonomy places the organism in Eukaryota, Metazoa, Chordata, Lepidosauria, Squamata, Sphaerodactylidae. Bases 214 to 3834 code for a protein of 1206 amino acids. Gene Ontology annotation, molecular function: cysteine-type deubiquitinase activity. The record is from RefSeq and is a predicted model, not a curated record. Gene Ontology annotation, biological process: protein ubiquitination; protein K11-linked deubiquitination; endoplasmic reticulum membrane fusion.
ACGUUGAGGGCAACGGCCAGGGCAGUGAAGAAGCAGUAAGCGCUGGGCUCGGAGGCUUCCGUGUUUACUGUCGGACUGAGGGGGAAGGGCGGGUUGUGCCGAGCUCUGUCCGUUACGGGUGGAGAAGAGGGGAUGAGCCUUUGAGGGGCCGCGAGUCGCAGAGACUGAGGGGAGAAGGAGACCGGCCGCAGGCAGGCAGAGAGGCGCGGAGCGAUGUCUCAGCCGCCUCAGCAACAUCCGCCUCAACAGGAGCAGCAGCCGGUAGCGGCGCCGGUGUCGAAGAAAAGGGACCGGCGGAUCUUCUCGGGCACUUGCCCGGAUCCUAAGUGCCAGGCGCGCCUGUUCUUCCCUGCGCAUGGGCCCCUGAGCAGCGGGAGCAUCGAGUGCACGGACUGCGGGCAGCGCUAUGAGCAGCGGCAACUGCUGGGGGUGGAGGAGGUGACGGACCCGGACUUGGUGCUGCACAACCUGCUUCGAAACGCGCUGUUGGGGGUGAGCGGGGCGGGGCCUCCCCGGAAGAAUACGGAGGUGAUCAAAGUUAUGGGCCUCUCCAACUAUCACUGCAAGCUGCUGUCUCCUAUUCUGGCCCGGUAUGGCAUGGACAGGCAGACGGGCAAGGCCAAACUGCUGACGGAGAUGAACCAAGGAGACGUCUUUGACUGUUCUCUUCUUGGCGAUCGUGCCUUCCUGAUCGAGCCUGAACAUGUGGAGACGGUGGGCUAUGGCAAAGAUCGCUCUGGCAGCCUUCUCUACUUGCACGAUACCCUUGAAGAUAUAAAGAAGGCCAACAACAGCCAGGAAUGCCUCAUCCCAGUCCAUGUGGAUGGAGAUGGUCAUUGCUUGGUCCAUGCUAUCUCCCGUGCAUUAGUGGGCAGAGAACUGUUCUGGCAUGCAUUACGGGAGAAUCUCAAAAAGCACUUCAUAGAGAACCUUGCCCGCUACAAAGCUCUUUUUCACGACUUCAUCGAUGCUGUGGAGUGGGAAGACAUCAUCAAUGAGUGUGACCCUAGUUUCAUUCCCCCAGAAGGUGUACCAAUGGGCCUUAGAAACAUCCACAUCUUUGGUCUAGCCAAUGUGCUACAUCGGCCUAUCAUUCUCUUGGAUUCCCUAAGUGGAAUGCGUAGUUCAGGAGACUACUCAGCAACGUUCCUUCCUGGAUUGAUACCUGAAGAAAAAUGCAUGGGGAAAGAUGGCAUGUUAAACAAACCCAUCUGCAUUGCCUGGAGUAGUUCUGGACGUAACCAUUAUAUUCCACUCGUUGGAAUAAAAGGUGCUACUUUGCCUAAAUUGCCUAUGAAAUUACUCCCUAAAGCUUGGGGGGUACCUCAGGAUCUUAUAAAAAAGUAUGUAAAAUUGGAAGAAGAUGGUGGUUGUGUAAUAGGAGGAGACAGAAGUUUGCAAGACAAAUACUUGAUGAGACUAGUUGCUGCCAUGGAGGAGGUCUUUAUGGAUAAGCAUGGUAUUCAUCCAAGUUUAGUAGCUGAUGUGCAUCAAUAUUUCUACAGACGGACUGGUGUAAUUGGAGUUCAACCUGAAGAUGUCACAGCAGCUGCUAAAAAGGCCGUGCUAGACAACCGCCUUCACAAGUGUCUAAUUUGUGGUGCCCUUUCAGAAAUUCAUGUUCCUCCAGAGUGGCUGGCUCCAGGAGGGAAGCUCUAUAAUCUGGCAAAAAGUACUCAUGGGCAGCUAAGGCCUGAUAAAAAUUAUAGCUUUCCCCUCAACAGUUUGGUGUGCUCGUAUAAUCCUGUGAAGGAUGUGCUUGUACCAGACUACAAUUUGAGUAGCUUGAAUGCUUGUAAUUGGUGCCAUGGAACCUUAGUACGUCGUGUCAGAAGUGAUGGCUCUGUUGUUUAUUUAGAUGGGGACAGAACUAAUACUAGAUCUGUAGGUGGCAAAUGUGGUUGUGGAUUCAAGCAUUAUUGGGAAGGGAAAGAAUAUGACAAUCUUCCUGAAGCUUUUCCUAUUACUUUAGAAUGGGGUGGGAGAGUGGUAAGAGAGUCUGUAUACUGGUUCCAGUAUGAAAGUGACCUGUCUCUGAACAGCAAUGUGUAUGAUGUUGCAAUGAAACUUGUUACCAAGCAUUUUCCUGGAGAAUUUGGUAGUGAGAUUCUUGUUCAGAAAGUUGUCAAUACAAUACUUCAUCAAACAGCCAAAAAGAACCCUGAUGAUUAUACACCUGUAAAUAUUGAUGGUGCUCAUGCCCGAAGAGUUGAUGAUGUUCAGCAUGGACAAGACAUGGAAUCUCAGCUUCCAACCAAAAUUAUACUUACUGGACAAAAAACAAAAACAUUGCACAAAGAGGAACUGAAUAUGAGUAAGACUGAAAGAACUAUUCAGCAAAACAUUGCAGAACAGGCUCCUGUAAUGCAGAAACGAAAAACUGAUCAAUUAAAACAGGCACAGAAAGGGCCAGCUAGAACUGCUUCCCCUGGUGUUGUUCCCGAUGGGCCAUCAUCGGCACCUGCUACACCAACAAAGACUCCUUAUUCCCCAACAUCUACAAAAGAAAAGAAAAUACGUAUAACAACAAACGAUGGGCGGCAGGCAAUGCUUACACUGAAGUCCACUACCACGUUUUUAGAGUUACAAGAAAGCAUAGCUAGAGAAUUUAAUAUUCCUCCUCAUUUGCAAUGCAUUCGCUUUGGUUUUCCUCCCAAAGAACUUCUCCCACCCAAGGAAGGACAGGAAAACGAACCUGUUCCUUUGUUGCAUGGUGACAGAAUAACCAUAGAGAUCCUUAAAGCAAAGGAGGAUAAUAGCCAGUCUACUUUGGUGCACUCGUCCCAUGCUGUGAAACAUGAAGAUGCUGCAGUUACUAGUAAAAUCUCUUCCAAGGAACUCCAAGAGCAAAUUGAUAAGGAAAUGUACUCUCUGUGUCUUCUAGCAACAUUUAUGGGAGAAGAUGUUUGGUCUUAUGCAAAGGGGCUUCCUCACUUGUUCCAGCAGGGUGGUGUGUUCUACAAUAUAAUGAAGAAAACAAUGGGCCUGGUUGAUGGUAAGCACUGUACUUUUCCACACUUGCCUGGUAAGACUUUUGUGUACAAUGCUGGAGAAGACAGAUUGGAACUUUGUGUGGAUGCUGCUGGGCACUUCCCCGUGGGUACUGAUGUGGAAGACUUGGUUAAAGAAGCCUUGAAUCAAGUCCGAGCAGAGGCUUCUUCAAGAAGCAGGGAAGCAAGUCCUUCGCAUGGGCUUCUAAAACUUGGUAGUGGUGGAGUAGUUAAAAAGAAGUCAGAGCAACUUCACAAUGUAACUGCAUUUCAGGGCAAAGGCCAUUCUCUGGGAACUGCAGCUGGAAGUCAACACCUUCAUCAAAGAGUGGCAAGGGAAACUCCACUUACAAGGAAACAGAGUACAGGCACAGACUUCAGUCCCAGCUCUGCUAAGUCUGAGCCUUCUGUUAACAGUGAGCUUAUACGGAUAGCUCCUGGAGUAGGAACAAUGAGGGACAGCAGGCAGCUUGACCCUAAUUUGAUAGAGGCACAGCGAAAAAAGUUGCAGGAAAUGGUCUCUUCCAUUCAGGCUUCAAUGGACCGGCACUUGCGGGAUCAGAACACAGAGCAAUCAUCAUCACAUGAUUUCUCACAAAGGAAAUUGGAAGGGGCAGGUUCUUCUGCUAAAACUAGAAGCCCUCAGACUAGUUUGUCUGAAUCAUUUUCAAGUGGGAGUGGACAGCUGAAGGCAGAAAUAGAUAGUAACAUGUCAAAUGCAGUGGAAGGAACAUUUCCUACAAGAUCAAAAGCUCAAAAGGGAAACUCUGUUGAAGAGCCUGAAGAAAUGGAAAGUCAAGAUGCAGAAAUCACUAGUACAACUGAGCCAAUGGAUCAUUCAUGAAUAGUUAAAAGCUGAUAAAGAAAAAAGAGAUUAAUGUGCAAAUGUAACAUUUAUUGGCAGGGCCACAUAAAACUAGUUCAUUGAAUCUUGUAUGUUUCAAAGAUUAUAUCUUAUUCACUGCAUGAUAGCAAAUGUGUGAUAGAGACUAGCUUUUAAUAUACCAUUCUGCUGCCCAAGUUAGCUCUCAGUUACCUGUAAAUUAGUUGUUAGGAUAUGCACUGAGAUGAAUUUCUGCUGUAGAUGUGGGUUAUAAUUUUUUUGUAAUUUUUAUUUCCAUUAAAGUCUUAAUGUUGCAGCCCAUCUGAGAUCCUUAUUAGGUUUUUAAGAUUGAUAUGUGAAAUAAACCCUGACAAAUGUACCGUGUGUUGUCAGACAUCGAUCCAUUCAGAAUUACAGCAUAAAAGAACAUUCCCCUAGACCUGCUUUGAAUGUUUUGGAUUUAUUUUCAUUUGUCAGAUUUCUUGAAAUAUAUAAGGAUAUUGAUUUGAGAUCUCUUUAAAGGUCUGCAUUUACAGAAUGAUAGGGGAAAGGGUAAUAUAGCAUAACAUGAAGCCAACAGUCAGUGAUGUUAAUGCAUGGCAGUCUGAGCCAGCAUAGCUUUUUCAUUGCCCUGUUGGCAAGUGAUUGCAUGUUAGUUUUGAGUUGGUUAGCUACCAUGGCAUGCUUUCACAUUGCAAAGACAGUCAUUUGUAAGCAAGUAUUUGAAGUAGUUGCAGCAGGCCAGUGGAUUGAUUGAGUGCAGGAAGAUUUUGGUAUGUAUCCAUUCUCUUGUUGGGAGUGGGGUGGGGCUAUUAAGAUUUUCUGAGCAUGUUGGAUUAAUGAAAUUUAGCAGAAAGAAAUUUCAUCAGAAGUUUUUCAGUGGUAUAGUAAAAGCUGCUUUUUAGUUUCCCAGGAAUGGAAAAUAUUUAGUUUGGGGGUUUUUUUGGGUUUUUUUUUGGUGAUGCAGUCUUUCUGUGCCACUUGGAUUAAACUGUCAUCCACUUAAACAGCAUAUUCAUCAGAUCUACAGUGCUAAAUUUUAAGAAGCAACCAUUGUUUGCUCCAUUAAGAUGGAAUAUUUAUCCUAAUACUGAUAUUGCACUUUUGCCUCUUUACAUAUUUCUGUUUUAUGUGCGUUAUUACUGCUUCAUAUGAGGAAAAUAAACUUGAAAGGAUAAAAGACUUGCAAUACAGAAAACAGAAUUGUCAAGUGCUUAAUUACUGACACCAGUUGUUGAGUGCCCACAGAUGUUAAGUUUGCAUUAUAAAUGUGUGCAUUCUGAAAAUAUGGUCACUCUUCCUGCAUUUAUAAUCGCACAAGAAAAUUCUAAACAAUACUGUUAUUAAAUAUCCCAAGUCAGAGAAGGUCUAUUUUUAUACAAGAAAUUAACUGAAGUUGUAACUUCCUCUGGUCUAUGAAAAAUAGAUGAAUUCAAACACCAUUUUUUCUUUUCUCGUGUAGGGAAUACAUAUUUUAUUAUUCAGUACACUCCUAUAUACAAGCAUACAAGUCACAUCUUCACAAAUAAACAAGUUGAAUAUAUUUUUUCUAAGUUUUGUGUUGCUUACUCUUGUCAAGAAACACAUGGGACUACAGUUGAUCUGUGGCUUGUUGAGGAUCCGUAUAUUCCAUAACUUUAGGUGUUUGGCUAUGACCCAGAAGACCAUUUAUGUGUGAAUGAGAGCAGGUGAAGUAGAGCUCUGUUCUGACGUCCCAGCUGCCCGUGACCAGAUGUCAAAGGUAGCUUGUGAUAUGUUGUAAGAAGCCUGUCAUUCCAAGAAAGAAUGUAACCUUAUUGUUUUUGACAAUAGGGCCUGCUACACUAGAGAGAUCUAAAUUUGUUCUGAAUCUGGAUUAACAGCUAUAAUUUCCAUUAAAAAUAUUUUUGGAAGUUACAGUAUUACAGUGAGGAAGUUCUUCAGGACUCUAGCCCAUAGGUGUCAAACUCGCAGCCCUCCAGAUGUUAUGGACUACAUGCUGGCAGGGGAUGAUGGGAACUGUAGUCCAUAACAUCUGGAGGGCCACGAGUUUGGCACCUGUGCUCUAGCCCUUCACAGAACUGCAGUUUCAAAAUUUCUUUGAGUGAGAAUCAUCGCAUUUAGCAGGUCUAAACCUGACUUGAAUUUACAGUGUUGAUAAGCAGCCUGAUGGUUUGACUUUAGUCUUAUAAGUACACGAAACAGAGAAGAAUAUUGGUAACGCUGCUUUCUCAAAAUUCACAUGUAAGUAAGUCAAAGCUUAUGACUCGUAAAAAGCCUUUCCACUUGCAGCAUAGUUUAUGGUAUUAAUUUAGAAUCAUCUUUCUCUUACUGAGAAAAUAAAGCUCAAGGUAUUGUUCUGUAAUCUCUUUUGUGUGGAAUGAAAAUCAGUUUGUGCAAUGAAACAUUGGAAUGCUAGGAGUCAUGAGGCUGUGUAGAAAAUCCUAUGUCUGAACGAAAGGGGCGGUAGAUGCAGUUGAACUUAGUUUUGCAGUUGUUCACCAGUUAUCUCAGUCAAAAUUGAAUUAAGUACUAUGAAAGUUCCAUUGAAUUCAGUAGCAAUUGCAACCAAUAGUUGCAAAAGUGCACUAAGUGAGUUUAAGUACGUUGUAAGGAUAGCCAAGGAAUUGCCUCUUUAAUAAUGGACAGGCAAAUAUAAAAUGAAUUUAUGGGGAACUUCUAGUCUGGAGAGGAAAUGUUAAAGACCUGUAGGAUGAACUUACUUUAGAAAUUACCAGGUUCCUUAUGUAUGAUUCGCAUCAGGUUUUUGAUGUGUAUUUGAUUUCCAGUUUGUCAGUUAAACAGUGGUUUUAUCAAAUCAAAGAUUGCUAUCUUCUACUUUGUCUUCAAGGUUGAGCGUACUUUGUUCAACAGCCAAGCAGUUCUGGAUACUCAGUGUGAAUGGAAAAUAGGUCUAUAGCCCAGCAGCAUUUACUACUUUGGUUUGCUUAAGAGGGAUUAGACCCUGUACAAUCACAGAAAUGUAAAAAAAAAUUAAAAAUGAAGUGCAUAUUGAAAACUGCUGGAAUUAAAACAUACUUCUAGUUUUACAUUCAAAUGUGAAUUUAAGUGUUUUAGGUAUAUGUGUUCUUUAAUAUACUACUGUUUUAUAUUUUUAUGGAAACUUCACAUUUGGUUUUCAUUACAGUGUUAAAAGUAACACUUCUGUUACACAGCUGCAAAAAUGGCUUGCUCAUGUAAUUUUUUAAAAAUGUUUUCUUGUAGCCUAUGGAAUAGCCAGAUUCCAGGCUUUUCUGAAAUAUUAUUUUCAUCUCUCGCCACCCAGUAGAUACAUUAUUUCUGUUUUGCUUUAAAGAUUCUAUAUAUCUAAUUGAAAAUAGCCUGUUACCAAAAGCAUUUAGGAAUUGCCAUGUCCAGGUAUGGUUCCUGUUCUCUUAUUUAGUAAAACAUGAAGCUGUCACUGUACUUAACAAUUGAGGGGGUAUAUUUUCAAGACCAACAUUGCUGUGUUUGUUCAAAGGGAUAAAUUGUGAUAUGACUAUGCAGUGGAUAUUGAAAUGAUACUUUUUCAGACCAGCUGAAAAAGAAGCAUAGGUUUUAUACAAACCCAAUAUUGGAUGGUGUGAAUCAUCCGUAAAUCCCAGUGAGAUUCAGAUAUGUGUGUUUAGGAUCCUAGUUAGUUACUUUUUCUCUGGAUUAUUUUGAAAUGAGGAACAUUACAAUUCAGAAUGUUGUCUCCUUCGUUUGGGGACUGGCAUUAUAAUUAAUCAAAAUGUGUGAAUAUCACAAAAUCUUUACAUUUACGGUGUUGCAUUUAAAAUUCUCUAAUGCAGAAUUCCCACUUAGUACCUAUGAUUAUAGUAAAGUUGUAAAACUGAACUGUGAUUGGUAAUUUUAGAUUUUUAUUUUAAUGAGGAUUAUUGCCAGGAAGAGAAAUAGUGCACUUUUGGAAGUAAUUAAUUUUUAAAAAUGUAUAAAUAAGCAUUAGAACUGUAUAUAUUUAGGAACUCUUUGAAAACAGCAAGUGCUUUACAUAUUGAAUUAAAUUAGAAUAGCAAUGAUACCAUGUUCACAAUGCUGGCUGUUCAGCACAUUUGGAUUUUAUUUGUGAUUUGCUGUACUAAUUUGUUUUUUAUCUGUAAUGUAACAAUAGUGUAUUAUAAUAGUGUAUUAUAUUACACUUCACUGUACAGUAUUUGGAAUUUCCUUUGAUUGCUAUAUUAAAAAUAUGAGCUAAA